Messenger RNA from Tigriopus californicus, 2936 nucleotides. It is a transcript of the gene INPP5E, whose product is annotated as inositol polyphosphate 5-phosphatase E-like. Gene Ontology annotation, molecular function: phosphatase activity. NCBI's taxonomy places the organism in Eukaryota, Metazoa, Arthropoda, Copepoda, Harpacticoida, Harpacticidae. The transcript has a single exon. Gene Ontology annotation, biological process: phosphatidylinositol dephosphorylation. Bases 850 to 2865 code for a protein of 671 amino acids. The record is from RefSeq and is a predicted model, not a curated record.
AUGACCCCAUUAACCAGAUUAGAAUGCCUGACUGGAAAAUGCUUUACGACCUGCCUUAAGACCAUUUGAUAAUGAGACAGCAAAGCCAACCGCCUUCUUUUUAGUCCAUGAAUUCCUCAUGCUCAUGUGUUUUGAUGCAAUGAAGCCACUCAAAGUACGAAACAGGUACGCCUCUUCUUUGGAACUAGUGGCUUUCUCCGAGAACUUGCAGUGCCUCUAUGCGACUUUCUCUCCAAGCUUCAAUGCCAUUGUGUAUAGCGCCCAAUGCUUUCCACGGCCUAUCUUUUCGCCCUGUCUUGUGAAUGAUAGGCCCCGGGCGAUGUUACGAAUGCUAGGAGCUUUACAGCCUUGCAUGUCAAGCUCACAACCCGGAGCUUCAGUUCUACGGACCAUACAAAGCUGACAGUGAAGGCGUGAUAGAUAUUCUCGAAAGACUGUGUAAUGGAAUGUUACAAGGUCUUGCCUGACCGUCAACGGAACAUCACCAUAAACCUAAGGAACUUCUAAGGAAGGAUGAGCGGGUCGGUCCUAACAAGCGUCAGAAGUGAAGAAGAAUUGGGAAAGUGACAGCAUGAGUUUGGGAGAGACUGGCUUUUUCUAGCGCUCAUCUAUCCAUAUUGAAAGUACUCGAUGUAAAGUGCAAAUUGAGAUUGGGCGCGACGAGAUGAGUGUUCUCGUUCAGAAGCUUGCCAAGGAAAAGGUCCAUGAAUUGAAUUCACGUGAAACUGUUUUUCUUUGGCUCAGAAUGAACUUCUUUGAAAUCUAUCCUGACGAAAUUGUUCUCUUCGCCUCCAGUUUCAAAACUGAAUUGUGAUAGUUCAUUCAACACUUGGAAACUCACCAGUGAGCAUGUCUUUUAAAAAGAAAUCCUUGGCCAAAUUGGCUAAACUGAGGAGUAAGUCUUCCCACAACAUACCUGACGAUAUCGAUAGUGACGAAACCCAAUCGUCUUUGUCCUUGCAAAAUAAGGAGAAAAGAAUGUCGUUACACAGUGGUGCUCAUUUGGAUAUCCCACUAUCCAAAGCCAAUGCAAUAUCGACACCAAAUUUGGGCAUCCAUCCCAUCCAACCAAUUCUUCACCACUUUGGGAGUAGAUCUUUGUCACGGAAUCAUUCCCUCAAAUAUCUUAAAUCUAGUCUUCACGGCAGUAAUGAUCCAUUGUCUUUCGAUCAUAACUUUGAAAAAACUGUGCCUGUGAGUGAUGGAUCGAGGCUUCGCCGACGCCUUCUCCGAAAGAAAGUGGGAGGCUCAAUCGAUAGCAACGAAUAUCCAUCGACUUCCAGCUCCGAAUCUAAAGAGUUGAACACGCCUCGUCGGGUUAAAUCACUUCGGCUUGCUCCCAUAGUUCGAUUAGAAAAUGAGAAUGGAGUUCAGGUACAAACUGCCCUGUCUCCAACGGAGGAGGUCACAUCACCUAUCAGCAUUCCUGGAACCCCAAAGACUGCACGAGUUCCCAAUGCAUAUGCAGCCAGCCGAUCCCCUUCAAUUUCUCCAACCUCCACCCAUUCGUUGAACCCGAACCCUUACGAAUCGUCAUCAGGAUUUCCACAUUCGCAAUCCAACUCCCUUGAUGAAGAUGAAAGCGACAAUAACUCCGAAGAAUUGCCCACAAUGUUUUUCACACCUCCUUUAAAUGGUGGUGUUGACAUUGAACAGGAAUUGCGGAUGAGUCGUAGAGUAUCCAUUUCAAAAUCAAGAUCAAUGAAUAGUAUUCCCUCGUCACAGGGAAGUGGUGUUGCUGGAAGUGGUCGGCCUCCAACGGCCAAAGACGCCCGGGGACGUUCAUUUCUCAUGGGAUCAAUGGGACCCACGUCCUUGUUAGGGGCAAUUGAACUAGAAAAAUGUUUUCCGGACCGCAUCGUCCGAAUCUUUGUGGGAACCUGGAAUAUGAACGGGAACUCGCCACCCAGACAUCUAGCCGAAUUUUUGCUACCUCAAAAUUUAGACUACGUCCCGGAUAUCAUGGUUGUUGGCACUCAAGAGGGAUUUCCAGAUCGGCAUGAAUGGGAAGUACGCCUUCAAGACACCCUCGGCCCAACUCACGUCCUCUAUCACUCUUACUCACUGGGCACCCUUCAUCAGGCUAUUUUUUUGAGACGAGACCUGAUCUGGUAUUGCUCUGUGCCUGAGACUGAAAGUAUCAACACUCGCCCUGGAUCCCAAUUUAAGACCAAAGGGGCCGUUGCUACAGGUUUCCUUUUGUUUGGAACAUCAUUUUUGUUCGUUAAUUCACACUUGACUGCGCAUGAGGAAAACAUCAAAGAUCGAAUCAAGGAUUUAAAGCGAAUCAACGCGAUGCUAAGCUUAUCGAAGACGCUACCUCUCCGCGCGGCUCGUCAUAAGGAUAUUUCGGAUAAAUUUGAUUGCGUAUUCUGGUGUGGGGAUCUGAAUUUCAGAAUCGAACAGAACCGUGAUUAUGUGAUCCGCGAAGUCCAAGAUGGAAUGUCGGUGCUGGAGUUCGAUCAGCUAAACUACCUCCGAAAGGAAGGACUCGUUUUCCAAGGUUACAAGGAGUGUUCCAUUAGCUUUCAGCCCACGUUCAAGUACGACGUUGGAACGGACACAUUUGACACCUCGCAUAAGCAAAGGACUCCUUCUUACACGGAUCGAAUUCUCUUCAAGCAUAGCCAAGCCACUCAUUUGAAGUCUUUGUAUUAUGAUAGCGUUCAAGGAGUCCUAACUUCAGAUCAUAAACCCGUAUGGGGUAUGUGGGAAGCCCAAAUUCGUCCAGGUCGCGAUUCCAUUGCUUUGGCGGGAGGAUUGUUUAACCGCGAAGUCUACUUGGAUGGACUUAAAAGGAGAGCAGAGGCUUUGCAGCCUGUUCUCUCAGGAAAAAAUUCAAGUCAUAUGUGCAAUCUGCAAUAAAGUUUGCUUAAAAAUGAUUUAAAAUUUAUGAGUUGAAUUUGUUCAGCAUGGCCCAAAGUCUGAAAAGCUAG